AAGUUAUAACAAGUUGUUUUUUAUAUCUAUUAAAGAUCCUACAGUCAAUUAUGGAGCGUUGGGUCGGCAAGACUGCGGUGGUGACGGGCGCGAGCGCGGGCAUCGGGGCUGCGGUCUGCGUCCGGCUUGCCAACGAGGGGCUGCGCGUGGUGGGGCUCGCCAGGAGGGAAGGACUAGUUCAGAAACUGCAAGCCGACGUGACCGGUGCCGGCAAGAUCUACGCCGUGCGGUGCGACGUGGGUAAGCCGGGGGAGAUCGCGGCGGCGUUCGAGCGCGUGGAGACCGAGCACGGCGGCGUGGACAUGCUCGUCAACAAUGCGGCGUUGUUGCUCAGCGGGCAUAUCACCGAGGCCACCAGUAACAGUAACCCGCUACAAAAUUCACAAGUCCAGCAAAUUAUUGACGUAAACAUCACCGGCUAUGUACUGUGCUCACGCUACGCCGUCGCCUCCAUGAAGAAACGAGGAGUGGAAGGACACAUUAUUCAUGUCAACAGCGUAGCAGGGCACUACGUCCCAUCCAUACCAUUGGCCAACUUAUACCCGAUGACCAAACACGCUAUCACCGCCUUCUGCACCGCGCUGAACGACGAACUGGCACAUGCAAAGGCCCGGAUUAAGACCACAAGUCUCUCCCCUGGCCUGGUGGAUACGGAUAUGGGCCGCCUGGUGAGAGAGGACAUCGGCCCCAUAGCCGACCAGGCGUACUCUACCACGCCUAAACUGCGCACGCAAGAUGUCGUCGAUGCCUUGAUUUAUGCUGUGUCUUCGCCUCCCAACGUCAAUAUAUUGGAGUUGACUAUCAGCCCUCUCCAUGAGAUAAGGUACUAAACAAUAAACGAAGAACAAUGAAACAGCGGCUGGCUUAAAACCAUAUUGCAUCAAAGUGGAACAAAAUAUUUUAUUUUUAUUUUAUUUAUUAGGAAAACUUACAGCUUGAGUAACAAGUUAGGUAAUAACAUAGAAACAGUAAGCCAAUUACAAGUUUCCAUAGGUAGAAACUGUAUAAAGUAUAUAGUGUGCGAACUUACAAAUUUAAUAAAUAAUACUUACUUACAAUUAUAUUUUGCUUAUCAUGCUUAACAUGGAGAAUAGAUUUACACAGUGGAUGAGAAGAACAAAAGAGAAAUACUAAUAAUUAAAACAAAAAGACAGAAGUAGGUACAUAAGUGUUAACAGUGGGAGAAGUCUUGGCUCAUUAGUUUGCGUAUAUAACUAAAGCUAUCACAGAACAGAUCGAUGAAAUCAUGAUGUUUGCAAAGCUGAUUGAAAGACCUAUAGUAGUAUACCGUAUAAUGGACGUGGAACCGGUAAUGGGACAAAAAAACACAAAUACUCUAAAAUAAGUAUCUAAAAGUAGUUUAUAAACACUGGCUAUAUUUUAUCAUAAAUAAGAGUCCUAGAGCUGUUUCAGUUUGCAUUUUUAUUAAAUUCGGUCACUUUUUAAGAAAUUGGCGUCAAUCCAAAAGUUGUCGUGUCCCUGAAAAAAAUAGCACUAAGAAUUCUUAACAACUUCGCUAAAAGAGGCGAGUUAAUUUAUUAAAUUUUAAUUAAUUAAUACUUGAUGAAAACUAGAAUGUGUUUUGUUAAUUGCAUUUAUCAUGAGAUAAGGUAUACAACACACUAUGUUGUGACUCCACAGAUGUAAAAAAAAUAGUGGUAUUUGGCCCAAUCCCAUUAUAGGAGCUGUAAAACUGCAUACCUCCUAUAAUGGGACAAUUUACAUAAUGAUGCUUGCCAUGCCAUAAUUUCAUGUUUAAACAAUAGAGAAGUAAAAUGUAGAUUACGAAAUAUGUCAACCAGGAGGUAUGCUCGGACUUCGGAUAAAUUAAUAUCGUUUUUUCAAACUUUUAUUUAACUUGCCCUGUUAGUUAGUGUGGGUCAAAUCUUGGUAGCUGAAUUUGACCCACUUUCCGAUUUCCGAUUGAGUUGAAAUUUUGUAUACGUAAUUAAGUAUGCAAAUCGGAUGAUAAUGCAAUAUAAUGAUAACAUGGACCUGAUCUGAUGAUAGAGACAGGAGGUGGCCAUGGGAACUCUGCGAUAAACGCUAACUAAUUGUGUUUGGGUAUAUUAGAAUUGUCUCGAUGGGUCUAAACAAUAAUAAUUGUCGGUGGAAAGAAAAAUACAUUCAGCGAUAAAAGCUUAUACCAAAAAUUGAUUUUUUUGCUAUAACUUAUUCCCUAUUUCAAUAUUUUAUACUGAUAGAGCAAUGUCCAUUAUAGGGGGCCCAUUAUCGGAUCCACGUCCAUGGGGUUCCAUUACUGGAGCUUUGGUGUCCGUGACUGGAGAAAAAAAACAUAGUUUUAAUUUGUUAAGUAUGUGGAAACUCCUUGCAGUAUCUUUGAUACAACACACCUGAAACAUGAAAGACGGAUGGGACAUUCAUCUUGUAACACGCUAAGCGGUAGACCAUUUACAUGUAUCAGGGAAAUAUCACAAAUACUCCAAAUUUCCUCUUAAAUGUCCCAUGACUGGUGCUGUUACCUUAGAAGCGCUUAGAAGAAAGGAGUUUUUCCUGUAUUUACUACGAACAAAGGGAAUAUGGAACGUUUUUUUGGUGCGACAAGAUAUGCGUGAGGGGACUGAGAGCAUCAAUUUUGCUAAUAGAUCAGGACAGUCUACAUAGUUCUGAGCAAUUUUCAUAAUAUAAAUUACGUCAGAUAUAUUACGCCGGAUGUAGAGAGGUAGAAG
Molecule: messenger RNA, 2690 nt
Organism: Cydia splendana
Lineage: Eukaryota; Metazoa; Arthropoda; Insecta; Lepidoptera; Tortricidae
Product: farnesol dehydrogenase-like
Exons: 6
Coding region: 51-830 (259 amino acids)
Source: RefSeq, a predicted model, not a curated record